Molecule: messenger RNA, 870 nt
Organism: Rotaria sp. Silwood1
Lineage: Eukaryota; Metazoa; Rotifera; Eurotatoria; Philodinida; Philodinidae
Source: the annotation of a GenBank genome assembly
AUGUCUCGAGUUUGUCGAAAUCCACCAGCUUCAACUACUCGACGACCACCAGCUAGAGGAUCAAUACAACAAUCAACUCCUUCAAGACCAACAAUUAACCAAUCCAUAACUCGUGGUGCUCGAACAUCAAUACGUGGUACAGCUUUGCAUACCCAACGACCACAACUAGAUAGAGACGAUAUUGAUCCACAUAAUGAAAAUAAUGAAACAAAACAAGCACAACGUACCGUUCAUGUUGGUGAUGGUUAUCAUAUGUUUACACCAUCGACAACAAAACGUGAACAAAUGAGAAGACAAGCUGAAAAUGAACAACGUCAAUAUGAAGCACAUGUUGAACGAACACGUCUUCAUGGUAUUCAUGAAGUACAUCGUCUAGGUGGUGAUAGACUCAGUGAAGAUGAAGUUCGUCGACAACAAGCAGAAAAAUAUCGACGAGAGAAAUUUGAAAAAACUCAUCAGGAUCAAUUUCAAAAAAAACAAGAAGAAGAAAAAGAUAUCGAGGCUAAAAAGCAAACAGCACGUCAACAGUCUAUGGAAAAUGAAAAACGAAAUCGAGAUACUCAACUUCAUUCAGUGAGACCAACAGUCAAUCACAAUAAUCAAGGAGCUAGUGGAUGGACAGAUGAAGCUCGUGAAGGUGAUCGACGAGAAACAAUGGAUCGAUUUUUAAAUCGACUAAGUCAUCAAUAUAAUGAUAUGAAUAUAUCUUCCGAUGAAAAUGAAACAGAAACUCAUAAUGAUCAAUCAAAGUCAGAAAAACUCUCAAUACUUCGUGAUAUGCUUCCUCAUAUUGAUGAUCAAACUCUUGAAUAUCAUUUGGAAAUUUUCAAUGGUAAUAUUGAUGCAAUUGUUUCUGAACUUGCCAACUGA